This is a messenger RNA of Osmerus eperlanus (European smelt), 4615 nucleotides long. It is a transcript of the gene ptenb, whose product is annotated as phosphatase and tensin homolog B. The record is from RefSeq and is a predicted model, not a curated record. The transcript is spliced from 10 exons. Gene Ontology annotation, cellular component: cell projection; plasma membrane; cytosol. Gene Ontology annotation, biological process: negative regulation of cell population proliferation; phosphatidylinositol dephosphorylation; regulation of phosphatidylinositol 3-kinase/protein kinase B signal transduction. Bases 682 to 1995 code for a protein of 437 amino acids. Lineage: Eukaryota; Metazoa; Chordata; Actinopteri; Osmeriformes; Osmeridae. Gene Ontology annotation, molecular function: phosphatidylinositol-3,4-bisphosphate 3-phosphatase activity; inositol-1,3,4,5-tetrakisphosphate 3-phosphatase activity; phosphatidylinositol-3,4,5-trisphosphate 3-phosphatase activity.
UCUAGAGAAACGAGUCAGUUAGCGAGCUCGCUAGGAAAGGGACGUGUCAGUGAAGAAAGGUAGCUAGCUAGCGUAGUUUUAAUUUUUAAAAUCCACACAGAGCUGCAAUUUUCAGGUGGAGGCUGUCAAUUUUUCUUUAAAUAUAUUACGUGGACCGUUUAAACAGAGGACUCAACAAUAGUUUGUUUUCUUUCUGUCUAGCGGAGUCGACAUGUUAGCUCGUAGCUAGUGGUAGCUAAUGUUGGCUAGACUUGCUAUGCUGCCUGCUAGCAUAUGCGUUCGAUAGCUGUGCCUGUGUCAAUCAGUAUUUCUGGGAAAGGAAAGUCGGAGAGGCUUCUCUCCGCUAUUCUAUCUUAAUCACGGCGGCUUUGACAAAAUCAGAGACUUGGGACUCUUUUGAAAUACAACAUUUUGGAAGCUGGAUCAUUCCUAACCUAUUUAUUGUGGAGUGUUUUGUAUCAAAUCGUGGGGUCCGGGAAGCCGGGCCUGCAGUGGAGAAACGGAGUAAGGCCCAUGACCCAGUAGGAGAAGAAGCCAUUGGCAUUCUAGUUAGCUACUACUACUAGCUAACUGUCAACGGACAGCGGGUUUUCGGGGAAUAUAUUUUCUUUUGGCAGUGGUUCGUUCAGAGGCAAAAUACUUUCUUUUAAUUUAAAAACCCUAAAGACUCCAGCCACAGAUAUGGCUGCAAUAAUAAAGGAAAUCGUCAGUCGAAAUAAAAGAAGAUACCAAGAAGAUGGCUUUGACUUGGACUUGACCUAUAUUUAUCCCAACAUCAUAGCGAUGGGCUUUCCUGCCGAGAGACUAGAGGGUGUUUACAGAAACAACAUUGAUGACGUUGUUCGAUUUCUGGACUCGAAACACAAAAAUCACUACAAGAUCUAUAAUCUAUGUGCGGAACGCCACUAUGAUACUACAAAGUUCAACUGCCGUGUUGCACAGUAUCCGUUUGAGGAUCACAACCCCCCCCAGCUGGAGCUGAUCAAGCCCUUCUGUGAGGACCUGGACAAGUGGCUGAGCGAGGACGAGAACCACGUGGCAGCCAUCCACUGCAAGGCCGGGAAGGGGCGCACGGGGGUGAUGAUCUGUGCCUACCUGCUGCACCGCGCCAAGUUCGGGGAAGCUCAGGAGGCCCUCGACUUCUACGGGGAGGUCAGGACCAGAGACAAGAAGGGCGUGACAAUCCCCAGCCAGAGGCGCUACGUGUACUAUUACAGCUACCUGCUCCACCACCACCUGGAGUACAAGCCCGUGGCCCUGUUGUUCCACAAGAUGGUCUUUGAGACCGUCCCCAUGUUCAGUGGAGGGACCUGCAGGGACUCUUCAGUUAAAAACAAGAGUGAGCAGAUGCCUCAUGGCUUUCGAAAAGGGAAUUGGCACUGGGACCCCCAGUUCGUGGUCUACCAGUUAAAGGUUAAGAUCCACACCUCCAACCCGGUCCACACGCGCAGGGAGGAGAAGUACAUGUUCUUUGAGUUCCCCCAGCCUCUCCCAGUGUGUGGGGACAUCAAGGUGGAGUUCUUCCACAAACAGAACAAGAUGAUGAAGAAGGACAAAAUGUUUCACUUCUGGGUGAACACCUUCUUCAUCCCCUGGCCGGAGGAGAAGCCUGAGAAGCAGGAGAACUCUGACAGGGUGGAGAACGGCAGCGUGGCCGUGGGCCGGGAGGCCGAGGCCUGCCAGGCGCCGGGAGGCGAGGCGGCCCAGGAGAACGACAGGGACUUCCUGGUCCUCUCCUUAACCAAGAACGACCUGGACAAGGCAAACAAGGACAAGGCCAACAGAUAUUUCUCCCCUAACUUCAAGGUGAAGCUGUACUUCACCAAGACAGUGGAGGAGGGGGCGAAUUCUGAGGCCAGCAGCACCUCCACCUCCGUCACACCGGACGCCAGCGACAACGAGCCCGACCAUUACCGCUACUCCGACACCACGGACUCCGACCCCGAGAACGAGCCGUUCGACGAGGAGCACCACACUCAGAUCACCAAGGUCUGAGGCCUGGCGCAGGAGCCCGCGGACAGUUGUACGGACGGACAGAGGAAUAAAAAAAAAAAAAAAAAAAAAAAAAAAAAUGAAAUAAAAAAAAAGAGGGAAACUUGAAUAUAAACUACAAAACAGACAAGUAACUUCUCCUCCCCCCUUGCCUAGGGCAUCUGUAUGACAGUUAUACCCCGACCCCCGGCUUUAGGAAACCAUAAUGCUGACCAAUUUGACUCUUUUUUUCUUUUUUCUUUUUCUCUCGUCUCCUCCUUCCCUCCUUCAUGCAAGAGCGUUGCCAGAGAUUCACGCUGGGGGAAUUCAGUUUGAGGAGAGGUUGUUGUUGUUGUAAACCCCCCCCCUCUCUCUCUUUUCUUUAACUGAGGCUAGAGUGGGACCCUACAGAAUGGAAUGUUUAACUAGGCUUGAGACGGUCUGGGAGAGAGAGAAUGUACGAGAGAGAGAGAGAUCUGAUCAUUGGAUUAUCCGGAUGUUCAGCAGCUUCAUCUUCUGUGGAAUACAAACCCAUGGCCAGUGCUUCUGUCACCUUCGACACCCUCUGGACCCCCGAGCCCCACCCACUUUGGACACACACACACACACGCAGCCCUUAUCCCCUGCGCCCCCCUGCCAUCCUACCUACUGUGAAUGCUUCGUAGUGCAGACAGUCCAUCACACGUGUUGGUCGGCGCGGUGGACCCUGUAUGGUGGAAUCCCUCAGUCCAAUGUAUAAUUGUUAUAUUCACCAUGAUUAUUCAUAUUAUGAAUCUAUCUAACAAGUGUCCAUUCCUACUCUGUGUAGGGUUGUGUUGAAGGUAAGCAGAGAAACAUUCGCCUAUGUGUCGUUGGUGUUUUUACAUUAAGAUAAAUAAUAUAAACUAGCUAUACACAGCAGGGAAGUCACUUGUGUUGCAAUAAUGUUAACACUAUUAGGGUUCAACAGACAACACAUUGUGCAUGACAACAUUAUUGGAAUCAGUGUCCAUCUUGUUCAAUUCAUUGUAUUGUUUUUCUUCAACAAGAAAAGAAAACUAUUUCCUAAAAUGUCAUUUUGCAAGGUGAUUGAAUCUACCCAGGUGGCAAAGAUGUCAUAACUUUGUUUUCCGUUUUGGGUAGGGUCAUACGGGGGGGAGGUCAAAGACAUCUCUGAACUCCCACAAUGCAACGGUUCAUUGGCACAGUCUUGGUGACAAGUCACACAGAACCGUGUCGUAAUUAGUGCCUCCCUCACUCAAUCAUGUGUUUUGAGGGAAGGGAAUCUUUUUUUCUCGUUCUCUUUUGACUUUUUACAAAUGUCUACUAAGUUUCCAGCUCCCUUCCAUCACAGCCCAGACCUAGCAUCAGACCCUGCAUCACUGUUCCUGCGCAAGACUCCCUCCUUUGUCUCUGGGCCCACGUUCAUUUUCCACGGACUGAACCUUUUUUUUUUUUUUUUAAGCGAUGUCACCGAGCCGUCGAGCACUCCCAGCUGGCCGUCCGGCGUGGUCCCUUCCUGGGUGGGCCCCCAGCCACGAGCAGACCCCCAGGCCAGAGACGGAGGAGGCAGGCCGAGGUAUCGAAUGUAACCCUUCACCUCUGAGCUGAUCCUGGAGCAGUGAUGCACGGUCUAGGAGUAGUAGACCCACAGGGGCGAGAGGGUGUGUGUGGGGGGGAUCUCUCUAGUUUCUGUACAGCGGGGAGCAUCACUCCGCCUGCACACGGUGCCCCCCCCCCCCCCCCCCCCCGAAGCCAGGUGCUCUAGAACAACCACUCUUGGGAUCCGCAGCAACCUUCUAGGGGUGUUUCCCAUGGUGCAGUUCAGUUUGGAACAGCCCUCUUUCUGCCCUGCAGGGUCCAGUGACGUCACAAUGGGAUGGGAUCAGCCAGGAGUGUCCUUUCUGCUACCUCCCCUGCUAUCGUCUAGUCUAGACCCUCCCCCUCCCAGGAUCCCUUGUAUUCCGGACAUUCCAUGCGGAACCAAGGUGCUCACUAACUGCCAAACUACAUCUGUAGAAACGUCCCGCGAGAACAACACAGGGGCCGAGAGCCCCGUGCCUGGCUCAUGGUGCCUGGCUCAUGGUGCCUGGCUCAUGGUGCCUGGCUCAUGGUGCCUGGCUCAUGGUGCCUGGCUCAUGGUGCCUGGCUCAUGGUGCCUGGCUCAUGGUGCCUGGCUCAUGGUGCCUGGCUCAUGGUGCCUGGCUCAUGGUGCCUGGCUCAUGGUGCCUGGCUCAUGGUGCCUGGCUCAUGGUGCAUGCCACUCGUGCAUAUAUACUCUCUUACUCUCCACAAGGCCGGGCCGUGCUAUCUCUGUGAUCUCGUACAGGUGCUGUCCUUGUCUGACUGGGUCUCUCUUCUCUCUCAUCUCUUCCUGUCUUCUCUAAUUCUAUCUCGUCUCUUUUCCUUUUCUUAAAAAAAAACCCACAAAAAAAACAUACAGGUGUCAUUCCGUUACGGAAUGAGAACAGUGCAGCUACAGGUUUUACCGAAAUUCUCGCGCUUGCUUCGGAAAUAUGAAAACUCCUCCUAUAUAUGAGAAUAUUUAGAUAUGUAUCGUUUCUUUUUUAAGCAUGCCAAAAUUGUAGUUUGUGCCUGCUGGCCUGUGGGGGAUUGCUGGGCCGGUGGGAAGGACAGAAGAAAAAAGAAGAAAAGACCCCAGUUU